GCUCGGUCGGUCGGUCGCGCGCGCUCCGGUCCGGCUCUUUCCCCUCAGCAGCCCCGCCGGCCUCGCCGUCGCCAUUUCCAGCCGCUGCUCGCCGCCAUGGCAGAAUUCUGAACAUUCUCAAAGCAUCCUCUGAAGUGAUAGAUACUGUACAAAACAGGAGGGACCAUAAAGGGACAGAAGGUGUGCAGGACCUAAGGCUAAAGGACCCCGAUACGGCUCUUCUCUGGUGCUUUCCUUCUUACGGAACACUCCGCGUCUGCCCAUAUACCUUAGUCACCAAUUCAGUUUUCUGACUAUUUUGGAAAGCCAUGGGGAUUGGCAAAAACACUACUUCAAAAUCCGUAGAAACUGGAAACCCAGCAGAGGCCAAGUAUGAGGAUGAAGCCAAGCACACUGCUUUCUUUACGUUGCCAGCUGUAAUAAGUGGAGGAGCAACCUCAAGUGGUGAUCAAGAUACAGAAGACACAGAACUUAUGGCAAUCUAUACCACAGAAAAUGGAAUUGCAGAAAAGAGCUCUCUGGCAGAAACCCUCGACAGUAGUGGAAGCUCAGACGCACAAAGGACGGACAUGAUCUACACAAUUGAAGAUGUUCCACCCUGGUAUCUCUGCAUAUUCCUGGGGUUACAGCAUUACCUGACCUGUUUCAGUGGCACCAUAGCAGUGCCCUUCUUGCUAGCAGAUGCCAUGUGUGUUGGAUUUGAUCAGUGGGCCACCAGCCAGUUGAUCGGGACCAUAUUUUUCUGUGUUGGAAUCACAACUUUGUUGCAAACAACAUUUGGGUGCAGGUUACCCUUGUUUCAGGCCAGUGCUUUUGCAUUCUUGGCUCCCGCUAGAGCCAUCCUCUCUCUGGACAAAUGGAAGUGUAACAACACAGCUGUAAUGGCUACAAACGGAACAUCGGAGCUGCUGAACACAGAACAUAUCUGGUACCCCAGAAUACGAGAGAUCCAAGGUGCCAUUAUCAUGUCUUCUUUGAUAGAAGUGGUGAUUGGCUUCCUGGGCCUGCCCGGAGCACUCUUGCGAUACAUUGGACCUCUGACUAUUACCCCCACGGUAGCUCUCAUUGGGCUCUCUGGGUUCCAGGCUGCAGGCGAGAGAGCAGGCAAACACUGGGGCAUAGCCAUGCUGACUAUUUUCUUAGUGCUGUUGUUUUCUCAAUAUGCCCGAAAUGUCAAAUUACCAUUACCCAUUUACAAGUCCAAAAAAGGAUGGACUGCCUAUCGCUUGCAGCUUUUUAAAAUGUUUCCUAUCAUUCUAGCUAUCCUGGUUUCUUGGCUGCUAUGUUUCAUCUUUACUGUGACGGACGUCUUUCCGCCCGAUAACACUAAGUAUGGAUUCUACGCUCGCACUGACGCCAGGCAAGGGGUUCUCCUGGUAGCUCCCUGGUUCAAGAUCCCAUAUCCCUUUCAGUGGGGAUUACCGACCAUUUCAGCUGCUGGUGUGAUUGGGAUGCUCAGUGCUGUGGUUGCUAGUAUCAUUGAAUCCAUCGGUGACUAUUACGCCUGUGCCAGAUUAUCUUGUGCUCCUCCACCACCCAUCCAUGCAAUCAACAGGGGCAUUUUCAUAGAAGGCCUUUCCUGUGUAUUAGAUGGAGUGUUUGGCACCGGAAAUGGGUCGACUUCUUCUAGUCCUAACAUUGGAGUUUUGGGAAUUACAAAGGUUGGAAGCCGACGAGUUAUUCAGUACGGUGCUGCUUUCAUGCUGCUACUUGGAACAGUUGGCAAAUUCAGUGCGCUGUUUGCAUCUCUUCCAGAUCCAGUGCUGGGAGCUCUGUUUUGUACUCUCUUUGGAAUGAUCACUGCAGUUGGACUUUCAAACCUGCAAUUCAUUGAUCUGAACUCUUCACGGAACCUUUUUGUUCUUGGAUUUUCUAUCUUCUUUGGGCUGGUGCUCCCAAGUUAUCUUCGGCAAAACCCACUUUUUACAGGAAUCGACAGCAUUGAUCAAGUCCUCAACGUCUUGCUGACUACCGCUAUGUUCGUUGGUGGCUGUGUGGCGUUUAUUUUAGAUAACACCAUUCCAGGCAGCCCCGAGGAAAGAGGCAUCCGGAAAUGGAAGAAGGGCUCAGGCAAGGGCGGGAAGUCCCUGGAAGGCCUGGAAAGCUACGACUUGCCUUUCGGCAUGGAGUUCAUCAAGAAGUACAGGUGCUUCAGCUUCCUGCCCAUCAGCCCCACCUUCCUGGGCUACAGCUGGAAAGGCUUCCGGAAAGGCAGCAACUGCGGGGCUUCAGAGGACGAUUCGGAGGCCACCGUAUAGCCCCGGCUGGACCUCGGUCUCCCAGCUGUCGUAACAGACCCUUUGUGCAGUUUCUGGCUACUUUACUGUGUUGUAUUGUAUUGUAUUUUUAUUUUUAUUAUUAUUUUGUAUAUUUGCAUUUUUAAAUUCUGGAACUUAAGAGCCGAGGCAGGUGAUUUAUUUUUAUUAUUAUUUUUUUUUAAAAAAGCAGCUUUCCCUAUUGUAGAUGGCAAGAGCAAUCUGUAAUGUCUCUCUACAGUUAUAUUUUGUGGGCAUUCGGAAGAAGAAGAAGAAGAAAAAAAAGAAUCCUUGGGGGAUUAGAUGCUUUUAUAUUGGGCAAAACUGCUUUUCCUUUUGAAACAACCCCGAUAAAAUGGUUCCAUGGCCUGCACCUAGCAGCCCUCAGGCAGGCCGAAUUUAUCCUGUUUGCAGGUUCUACAUUCCAUUUAUUUUUAAGCCUGCAUCACCUUAACCCAAACCCUGCACAAGUCAUUGGUAUUCUGUAUAUAAACUGUUGCCACAGAGCCUAAUACGGUAAAUCAGGACCAGUGGCGGGGAGGGGGUGGGGGUAUUUCCAGGGUAGGUGGGGGAGGCAACCGGCCAGAAUUUGCUCCCAUGACCAGUUAGAAGGUUGCAGGAACAUUGCAAGCCUCAGAAGAAAGGGGUGCAUGGCAGUGGGAGAGGGAAACUUCACCCCCUUUUUUGACUUUCCCCUUCCCAGCUGUAUUACAGCACAAAAAUUAAGAUUCCGGAUGAGUGAAAUCUGGCUGGCUGGUCUCGGACUGCGGCCGCCUGUUCAAAACUUUGGAAGUUGGGAUUGUUUUUCUCUGCCACGCCCUCCGGUUCUUAAACCAAGCAGCACUUUCAAUGUUCUCCAGUGGAUCGUGGAGGCUUUGCCCUGAAUGCAGGAAGAGAGAGCCAGGGACCCACCUGCUCCCUGUGGUGGAGAAGGGGCCGAGGGGGCUGCCAUCAGGUUGCUUUUCGUUACCCUGACAGCAGUGAGGCUGCACAGCACGACAAGUUUGAUUCCCUUAAAAAGGUUUUGGGGUGCGGAGAGGCAGCCCUGUGAUGGUUCCACAAGCCCCCCUUUUUCCCCCUGGGAUGCGGUGGGCACUCCCAACUCUUGGGUGCUCUGGGACCCUUCUUGGGCCUUGCUACUGAAAUGCCUCGCAGCUUUACUAAGAGAUUCAUCGCCUACGGUACAAGUUGGUUUCGUACGAUAAUAAUACUAUUUAUUAAGCGCUUGAGUUGUAAAACAGUCCCUUUGUCUCCAGGCCUCUCCAUUUUCAGACGUUUUUGUCAACCCCCCAAAGCGAGAGGCAGGUGGCAUUGCCUUUUCCCACGCUCUUUUUCCCCCAAAUGGAACCCAGGGUCCCUUACGAGGGGAGGAGAGACGCUAUGCAUGGCACUGCUGUCUGCCAAACAGUUUUAACGGGUAUCGGGGUGUCUCCGUGGGGCCCCAUUCAGUCUCUUCGUGUUGUGGGGUGUUUUUUUUUUCCCCUCCCCCCCUGAACUGAUCUUGGCUCGGAUAUUGUGCAGCUGUUGAAACCCUUGUAAGAAUUUAUUCCUAUUUAAUGUUCUCACUAUAACAGCUUAGUUUGUAGAUACAGGUGAGUUAGCUUUCCUUGCUCUUCCCCCCCCCAAAGGUAGCACCCAAAUUGUUCCCUUUUUUUUUUAAGAAAAGGAAAAGGAAAAAAAAAAAGUUGCAGGAAGAUUUGUCAGAGAGGCAUUACGGGAUUUUAAGGCCAGUACGCUCUGACCAGCUGCUCACGAAUGUCAUUGUGGUUGAUGGCAAAUUCUGCAGGUGGUUGCUGGUUGGCUGCUGAAGGAUGGCUAGUAGAGGGGAGGCCCAAGCGGCUGUCCGAAGGGCACCAGGGGCUUGAGGGGUGCAGAACAGAAACUGGAGGUCAGUGGAGGGUAGCCGUUUCCUGCCAUUUCUUUAGUUCCCAUCCAGGAGCUUUUCUUUCCUCUGAUACUUUCUUCGAGAGCUUUCGGUACUUUGCAUCUUUAGAAUCAAGCCUGCAAGAAGGCCUCUCUUAAUUAUUUUUUUUUUAAAAUCAGAAUUCAUGCUCUGUUCUUUGAAAACAGGACCUCCCUUGGCUUGGAGGGAUAUAUGACACUAAGGCCUUCCUCUGCAGGAAAUUCCCUUGCGUUCAUCUGCACCUCUUUCCGAAAAAAGCUUCAUUACGAUCCCACUACAAAGCUGCCAUCCUGGGCAUAUUUACGUAAGGAGUUAACACAACUGAGUUUAGCCCCAAGUUUUGAAUUAGUUUAGAACAGGGGUCCCCAAACGUGGCAGCUUUAAGACUUGUGGACUUUAACUCCCAGCUGUCAACUUGCAAAGCUUUCAAAUUGCCAUGAGCAGGAGGGAGGGAGAACUGAUAGAGCUGAUUGAUUUCCCUAACUGAAGUGCAUUCCAUACAUUCUUCCUGACCGCAAUCAGAAGGAGGGUGUUGGAUUUCACGGCCAGCCAAAGUGGUUCAUUGGAGAAUGUGAUUUAUGACAUGGCCAGAGAGGAGGGGGAGAGACAGGGUUAUAGGGGAACAUAAAUCUAUGUGGGAUUAGUUCUAACUGCAUCCAAAACUUCACACCAGCAUAGCUAGCUGAAGAAUUCUGGGAGUUGAAGUCCACAAGUCUUAAAGCUGCCAAGUUCGAAGACCUCUGGUUUAGAAGGACCAAGCUGUGUGUUUAGUUUCCCCCCGUUAUAUUUAGGUGAACCAAAGAAAGAAAAAGAAAGGAAGGAAGGAAGGAAGGAAGGAAGGAAAGAAAGAAAGAACUCCUGCCCUGUGUUUGGUGGUGGUUGUAAUAUUGUAAAAUGCCAAAGCCCCUUCAGUUUAGGUGCAUUACAGAAGCAAAAGAAAGUUGUACGGCCAGAAUAUUGGAAGAAUGUAAUAUAUUCUGAUUUGGCCCCUAGUCUCUCUCUCUCUCUCUCUUUUUUUCUCUUCUGCUUUGAUGCUUUGCUAAAGCAAACCCCAAAUGACCCUGACUGUGAAACAGUGCUGUCUAUCUCUCACCUUUGCACAUUUGUUUCCACACGCUUAGCCAAGAGUAAAAGUGCGUAGCAAAUAACACAUGCAGCUACCGCUGGUGUGUUACCUGUAUUUUGAGCAACUGUGGCACACCGCAAACCUUAGUUUACCCGAUUCCAAUCAGAUGCAAUGAUGAUCUGAGUGCCUAUUUGUACAUUAGACAGAAGCAAGGAAGGAGCAACUCCGUUAGAUUCAUUCCUCCUGUUACAAAACACAAGGUCUUGCUUUCCUGAGGCUUCCUCAUCCAGAAUGUGGUGCUGAUGCCUAGAAAUGGUAUCUUAAUCUUACCUAAUGCGGCUGUAGUAGCUGCGUCAGCAGGGCUGCAAGGUGAGGGACAUGAUUUAUAGUGACUUAAUCUGAUUUGGUAAACGAUGCAAUCAUGAAAUUCAUUGAGGGAAGGAAGCCAGGCCCUCCUGAAUAGCUGAUUUUACUGUAAGAAGGCAUUCUGUUUACCCUACAAAAGUAGCUAGGAAAUGGGCCUGUCCAUCUGCCGUGGAGCUUCCCUUCCUUAAGAUUUGGAAGGGCUCCGUGGCCAUAAUAUUGAAGCCACUGAGAUCCCAAAUUCCCAGGAGGUUCAGUGUUUCUGCAGCUGUAAGAACGAAAAGAAACCGAAUGUCAGUCCUCAAGAAACUUGGUUUGAUUUUUUUUUUUUUUUUAAUGUAAGCUCUUUUGGGGAGAGUUGGUAGCUGAAUUGCGGAGUACGUGGCUGGAAGUGGCUCCUGUCCAUGAAAGGGGGAGGCGGCUGCAGGAAUCUCAGCCUGGGGAAGGAUUUUUUUCCUGCAUCUUUUCCUUUGUUGCAUGGAUCUGAGCUGCUUCUCGGUGGGCUGUGUCUCAAGCAGAGCAUAAGCGUCAAGACAGGAAUGCCCAAAUCCGUUUACUUAGGAGAGAGCCUGAAAUCAAUGAAUAUUCCUUGGAAUGAGGGGUGGGAUGUGGGUGCAGGGGAGGGGGGGCGGUUUAAAAUGCGUCUGUGUAUUUUAGCUGGAAAAAAAAGUAAAAGCUAGACACUUUAAAUUGUGUCUUUGUGCAUAGCUAUCUGGCUUUCAGCCGUCGGAGUGAGAGAAUAUUGUGUACAGAGAAAUAUGUAAGGGAAAGGGAAAUUUAUUUCAUUUAAAUUAAAAGAAAUAUUAAGGAACACUGCUAUGUCACGUCGAAGAUGUAAAGACAAAUAUUCAGAACAAAAUAAUUUGAAAAACUUUGUUUUUUUUUUAAAUAUGAUGACUUUUUUUGUUGUUAAAUUAAGUAUUUUGAAAAGAAAAGAUGUUUGAAUGUGUUUUAUAAAACGAUGCCUCUUAAAUUUAUAUUUAAUUGUUAAUUUUAUCCAUGAGUAACAAAAACGUAUUAAUCAGAAUAAUCUGUAUCAGGGGGAAAAAAAAUGGUUUUUAAAUUCACAGUUGGUUUUACACCGUUUAAUACUGACUUUCAACGUGACAACUUUGUACAUGAGCAUUGCAGUAUUUUUGUUUCCAUAAGCUUAAAAAACAAAAAAAAAAAAACAAAUAAAACCAAUAUCCAACAAGUGACAUUUCCACCCAGGAUAAUAACUACCUGACUUCCUGGGUGGGAGUGAUAUAUAUAUGAUUGUCAUGACAGUGUCAUGUGAUGAAUUUAUUUCAUUGACAAAAUUGCUAGCAAUUGUGUAUACUUUGUUUACCCAUGUUUAUACAGUGUCCUUCAAAGAAGAGGCAAGGUCCUCCAGAGAAGACUUGCAACAAAAACUUUGGAGCCCAGAGCUGGUCCAGACACAAAGCAUGUGUGACCAUCUCAGGUAGCUAUUUUUGAACCUGACUCCCAUUCAGGGUAGAGAAUCCUGGCCAAGCAGGAACAGCCAGAGUCCUCCUAAUAAGCCGGCCUCAUUUGGAGAGAGUGAGCUCAGCUCCCAUCGAGUCCAUGGGGCGUGUGUUAGGAACACAGCCCAAUGGAUUGGACCCCAUCUUAAUGAGCCCCAUCUUAUUUGGGGGACUUCCCACCUCAAGUAUCCAGAUGUCUUGUGCCAACUCUGUUGAUUAAUUAAAAAAAAAAAAAAAGUUAAGCAGAUGCAAAGGUUAAGCAGUUAGACCAAAACAGAUCAACAUCUUGCUGGUGGCCCAGAUCCCUCUUUAAGCUUCGAUCAUCUCUCUCUAACUAAUGCUGGUAUAAAUGUCAGGCUGUUUCCAUGUUACAGCUUAAAUGUUGGGCAACCCCAGGUCCUCGAGGCCUUGGCCUUUUCUGUUGUUUCUGAGCUCCCCUUUGCUUUCACCCUGUUAGCGGUGGGUUACAUUCCUAGGGGGAAGAAACGGGGACCCGUUCAGAGCAGAAAUGGGUCGUUUAGACCAGGGGUCUCCAACCUUGGCAACUUUUAAGACUUGUGGACUUCAACUCCCAGAAUUCCUCAGCCAGCAGAAUUCUGGGAGUUGAAGUCCACAAAGUUGCCAAGGUUGGAGACCCCUGGUUUAGAGCAGUGUAUAUCCUGCAUACCGGCUGGGGAAAUCUGGGAGUUGAAGUCUUAAAAGUCUCGUGAGAAACCCUGGUUUAGAUCCUUGGUAGAAACUGACCCAUCUUACCUGCUAAAAAACAAUAUUUUGUAUUCAUGGGCUCUCUUGAAUUGGUGGCUAGGCUGUUCGCAUCCGCGUGUAAAUUUGGUUCAUCCUGAACGUAUUUUUAAAUAGCUAUCAGGAUCUCCCAGAGAGUUCGUUUUUUCAGAGGUAACUCUUACCUCUCCCAGACGUUUUUCCCCAGGAGGCUUUCUUGGUCUUAAAGAGCUUUCCACAAGCUCGGCCAAGCUCAGAAACUUCUAGAGUAACUAUACUCUGUCGUGUUUGUCCCAGGGUCUCCAGAGCCCUUCCAAAAAUCACAGGGGAGAAAAGAAUUAAAUAAAAAUCAGAGGAGUUCCCAUCGAUAUUAGCUUUCCUUUAACUGUCAUUCAAUAAAAUUGGUUCUCGGGCCCCAAUCCAUUUUGGAAGUGAAAUCCUUGGCAUUCCACUCCCACUCCAAGGCCUGGUUAAACCAAACCCCAAAGUAGUUGGGGACCCCCAACGUUUAGCUGUAAAGCGGAUAACCAUCGCUUGCCAUUCGAUGUGCGUUUGCAUUCCAAAGCGACCCAGUUCAUCUCGGGGUGUACGCUUCGAGAUAAGCCAGCGCAAAAGGAGCUUCUUAUUUUGUUUGUGUGGGAUUUUUUUUCCCCCCAGUGGCCUCCUUGAACAAUAUAUCCAGUCCUUAAAACCUCCAGAAGGUGGUCUUAGAAAAUGGGGGCUUGUGAUGGUCCCUGUUGCCUAUCUAGAGCAGGGGUCUCCAACCUUGGCCACUUUAAGCCUGGAGGACUUCAGGAGAAUUCUGGGAGUUGAAGUCCUCCAGGCUUAAACUGGCCAAGUUUGGAGACCCCUGCUCUAGAGAACCUCUCUGGGAAGCUUCUUAACCAGGCUGGACAGAGAUUAGCCAACCUAUUAAGGGAUUUGCCUUUUGCAGUUCAGUCCCUUCGUCCUUUGCCCCGCGAGGAGUCCGCCAGUAUUUUGCUUCUGCCCAUCGGUCUCCGCCAUUGCCAGGCCGGCUUGCUUUGAAGUAUUGAGAAUUCAUCUCCAGCUCUAUCCAAAGCACUCCUGCUCGGUUAUUAUGAUUUCAUUUGUGGCUGUGAUUAGUCAUCCAUACCUAUUUGGUAGCCGAAAAUGGAAUGACCUCGUGUUAUCGUCCAGCAUCUGUUCAAGUAGUAGACCAUCUUGCUGCUGAUUGAAACUUAGAGUGCAUUCCCCAACCCCACCCCAACCCCUGUUCAUCACAACUUUUGCUGUAACAAACUCUUAACUGUUUGUUUAGACAGUGGGACUCUCUCUCUCUCUCUCUCUUUUCAUGAGUUUUCUGUGAAUGACCUUAGCUACACAAUCUCCUGUUAAAUACCAAGUUGGGUUUUUUUCUUGGAGAUGUGUAGUCCUUUUAUUAUUGAGAUUUUUAUGGGUUUUGUUCUGUUUUUUUUUUUUCCUAACAAUUGCUUUAUUAAACGUUAAAAUAUUUAAAAAAUAUGUAAUAUUUGGACCAGAUGUUGUGAAUAAUAGUAGAUAAAAGCUAUUUUAUUCUGUAUUUUUAAAAGCUGUUCGGUAUAAAUAAAAGUUGACAUAGAUGCAA
Messenger RNA from Pantherophis guttatus, 9358 nucleotides. It is a transcript of the gene SLC23A2, whose product is annotated as solute carrier family 23 member 2. Gene Ontology annotation, cellular component: membrane. NCBI's taxonomy places the organism in Eukaryota, Metazoa, Chordata, Lepidosauria, Squamata, Colubridae. The record is from RefSeq and is a predicted model, not a curated record. Gene Ontology annotation, biological process: transmembrane transport. Gene Ontology annotation, molecular function: transmembrane transporter activity.